AUGUCAUCUUACUGUGAUUGGCUUUCUUGGGGGUUCUACGCGGCAUCUCUGGGCAUCUGUCUCGGGCUUGGAUUCACCACAGAAAUCUUUGGAGACACCCUAUACACCUGUUCGGCCCCCAUGGGAAGCCAGUUCCAGCGUCCUUCCAGGCGCCGACCCUGCCACCGUCUCCACCUUGUACCUGUGCGGCAGCAGCUGGACAGCGCCAACAUCGCGGCUCCCCAGCUGGGCAGACGAAAGCGCAUGCGCAAGCGGCCUGUCACAAGCGCCAGCGCUGAGCCCGGGCUCGCGUCACAGGAACAGCCACCGUUGCCUGGGGAACGAUCACAGUGGCUUCCCAAAGCAGCGGUCCUCUGUGGCAGUGCCUCAGCAACGGGCAACGGACUCUUUCUCCGCGCGAUCAUCGCUGAGUCCUGCGAUUUUAGGAAUCCGGCAGGCCGAGCCAGGCAGAAGAAAGAUCUGUCGGGGCUUCAGGGAUGUCCACGGCGCUCCCCAGGAAUCACCAAGUUGCUGCAGACCUGCCCAAACAGUGUGAGGGUGCCUCUCGUUGAAAGCCCUCUCGGCUGGAAUUUCCAAGUACGACCUGCCUGCCAAUGGCGGUGCUGCUCUGUGCCGAGGGGACUGGGAGCUGCAGAGAGUGAUGCAAGGGAGGAGAAGCCAGGCAUUUGCUGGCUGCACAGGAAGGGCCUUAGAUAACAAGCUCCUGGAGCUAUCCUGGGAUGUGGAGGAGACAGAGAAAGACCCUGCUUAUGAGUAAACAAGAUCAUUCUGCAACCAUCUUCAUCACACUCACAGCAGCCAAGCAAGCACCACCAGCAAAUGCUGAUUUCAUCCUAGAGCAGUCAGGGGGCCUGCCGUCCUGCUCCACGCCAAGGCAUCCCCCAGGCUGCCUGACUGACAGGGGGAAAGUGAGACUCCUGUGGGUGGGCAUCUUCUCAUGAGUUUCACUUGGUUUUUGGGCAUUAACUAACCUUUUGAAAUCAUUUGCUGACUUUCGAUUGAUUGCAAUAAUAUUCACAGAAAAUAAAACUCACCAUUUUAACCAUCUUAAAGUGUACAAAUCAGAGGUAUGUAGUAUAUUCACAAUGCCAUCCAAACAUCAAUGCUACCUAAUUCAGAAAGAUUUUCAUCACUCCAAGAGACACUCCAUGCCAUUAAGUGGCUACUCAACCCCCAGACAAUAAAAACCAUCAGUCCAUGUUUUGCCCCUAUGGAUCUACCUAUUCUGGACUUUCCUAGGAAUGGCAUCAUGCUGUGUGUGGCUCUCUGUGACUGGCUGUAUUCAAUUAGCACCGUGUUUCUGUUCUGUGGCAUGCACGCCUCAGCACUGCUUUUUCUUUAUGGCUCAGUGAGACCACACAGGAUGGAUGGACCACCGUUGGUUGUUCCCUCACUUGGCUAAGAAUACUGCUUCUAUUAAAGCGGUAUACAGGUGUUUAUAUAAAUGUAUUUUCAGUUUUCUCGAGUACACACUUGGAGGUGAACAUUACAUGUCACUACUUCCCAGGCACUGCCUCUAAAGGUGAUGUUUUAUGUUUACACAUACAGGGUUCUAUGAUUUCAUUCCAUUCUGGAAUAGUACUGAGCAAUAUAGGAGGGAAGAAUUUCUAGGU
Callithrix jacchus (white-tufted-ear marmoset) is the source of this 1613-nucleotide messenger RNA. RefSeq lists its product as uncharacterized. The record is from RefSeq and is a predicted model, not a curated record. NCBI's taxonomy places the organism in Eukaryota, Metazoa, Chordata, Mammalia, Primates, Cebidae.